AUGAUCACAGCUGCGCCUGCUCAAAAUGCCCAAAUACACCCAAUCGAGCUCGCUCGACCUCUCACGUCGCUCGCGGAAAGUGUGUCCAACUCGAUUGCACCCCUGUAUUCGCUCCAUAUUGCGCUGGCGCAAGCAUACGGAGAGAAGUCCCAACAAGUCCAGUUAUUUUCCAAAUCCAAGAAGAUCAUUGGCGCCGAGUGGGAGUCCUGGCUGUCGUUUCUGCGGGAGUGCAUAGGGUAUGCUCGAAAUUACAUCGCUCUAUGCCAAUCUCUGCAGACCGGCAGCCCCAUGCAUCACGAGAGCCUCACCCAUGCGAUUAUCUCGCACCUUCAAAAAAUAUGUAGCGACAUUGAGCGCUUGAGAAAAUCGUACGCCGCGGCUGUCGAACAAUUCGCUUCUUUGGCCCAGACCUACAAUCCACCAAGUCGGACCACGACCAACCAUGGUCGUUCCAAAACUCGGAGAGGCCCCCCACGGAUCAACUUGCCCGUUAUUCUUCAAGCCUUCGCGGUUACGAUGAAAACCCUACGAACGUCGUCCACACAUCUUGGUGUUCUGUCUGCGUUUUGGGCGGAUCACUCUUCUCGAUUGUUGAAGAUGUCAGCGGCCACAAACUCGCUGAAGGCUUUCGUACAAAGCGGGCGCCUGCCCUCGGAACUCGCCACGUGGACGAAAUUCCAUGAAGCUCUUCGUCAGACGUCCUCCAACAUCACCUCUUAUUGCGAUGCUGCCGCAGUCACGCCUAUCAUACCCUCCGGAAAACUAGGAAAGGCCACAGUGAACAUCAGUUUCAGCAUGGAUUGUAAUGCGACACCUCUAGAUGGCUCAGAGAGAUCAAAGAUACAAGAAGCAGGCUACUACGAAGUCUUGACGGCCCCAUAUCAAUACAAUAUGUCCGACCUCAUUAAGCUCACAAUGGAAAUUCAGAAGGGGGUAGAAAGGUUCGCAUCUGAAUCCCGCCAGACUCCCAAAGGCUUGCCGUAUCCUCUCCAGUCCCAGAUAGAUAAAUAUAACUCUACUGUGCCGGAGAUCGAGAAGAUCGCCGUCGUUGGUGCAGCUUUCUAUUCCCUCGUUCAAGAAUUGGGGAAGAAGAACGACGCAGCGAUCGCGUCUUCUUUGCUGAGUCAUGCGAUGACGGAGAUUGCAGGUCGCUCGGCCAGGGAAGAUCGAUCGACCACAGAAAAGCAAGGACCAAACACGGGGAUGCUCCAGGACUUUGUCAGCCGUCUACAGCAACUUAUACAGAGGUUGAUUGAUCUCGACCACUUCUGGUUUGGAUUGCUUGCUGGCGUUGAGUACCUCAGUGUCAAAGGUUUGAUUGAUGUGACCGACAGAAAUGGUCAAAAUGUCGUUUGGGACAGGCAAAGGGUCGAUUACGAACGAUAUAAAACCCAGGUGCAAAGUCGCGGACUGUCUUCAGGGGAGGAGGAACGUUUUUCGAAAGGCUGGCGUAGAUUUUUCUGCCUGGCCUGA
Messenger RNA from Pleurotus ostreatus (oyster mushroom), 1473 nucleotides. RefSeq lists its product as uncharacterized. Bases 1 to 1473 code for a protein of 490 amino acids. The record is from RefSeq and is a predicted model, not a curated record. The transcript is spliced from 8 exons. NCBI's taxonomy places the organism in Eukaryota, Fungi, Basidiomycota, Agaricomycetes, Agaricales, Pleurotaceae.